UAAAAACCCACUCUUCAUCAGUAGCAUUAUCUUUAAGAUUUCUUGUUCAUGAACGGUUUGAUUUCUGACUCAAGAAAAACUCGUUCGAGACUCGAUUCAUCUUAAUCGAGCCGACUUGCGAACAAACUCGUUAACUAAACGAGUCGAACUCGAGCCAUAACAUGUUCAGCUUGAAAGCUCGCAAACAAGCUCAUUUAACGGUUUGACAUUAGAAAGGAUUGAAAUUCAUAGAUUUUAUGUAUUGAAAUUGGGAUAAAUAUUGUGUUUUGUUUUGCUAGACUUUGUUGCAGGUUUGAAUGUAAUUUUGUGUUCAGUUCUAGCUCAACCUUGACCUAUAAUGAACAUUUUAUGUGUUGAACUCGAUUUUGGCCUCGUUAAACUUAUUUGGCGAGCUCGAGCUUGAGCUUUCAUUUUCUUAAAUGAGCCGAGCUCGAAUUUGCAUAUUAAAACUCGUGACUAACGCGAGCCGAGCUCGAGUUUGAAAAUAUAUUAACGAGUUAUAGCUCAGUCUCGACUUAUUAACAACCCUAGUUGAGAAUAUAGGGCACGAGACUGCAGGGGUAUUUCCGUCAAUCGGUACUAAAGUGUGUCACUCAAAUAUGAAAUAGCAAAUUACUAAAUUGGCAAUUCUCCUUUCCCGCCUGCGACAUUUCGUGGCGUCCAAUUUUCCUUUUCAAAAUCCGCUCUCCCGUUCUGCUACUGCAAAUUGCAAUAGCUUGAAGCUUCGCCUAGAGAUUUCCUUUCACGCGGGUUUUCUCUCUUGCUCGACGCGAGGCGAAUUCCGGGAAAUUCCCCAUCGGCGGUGACCGUCCAGUGUAAGGUCGUCGUUCUCAUUUCCGUCUCAGAAUUUCAGUCGAAUUCUUAAAACCUACUCUCUAGUUCAGUUCAAUUUUCUUCUUCUGCUGCUUCUCGAACAUUUCUUCGGAGCCCUCAAGGUUUUGCGACGGCUCCGUCGCCAGAUUCCUGUCCGUAAUUUUGAUUUCGAUAGACGAGUUCUGUGACUAACUCGUCCUCUAGUUCCGAACAGGGAAACGAUCUCUUAGGUCAAGCAGAGUCUGAUUUUGAAAUUCCUCUUUGAUCUAUUCAGUAAUUCUUGUACGCAUCUAGCUAGAGUUGAACGAGUUCGUUUCGGGGAGAUAAACAAAUGAUUUUUGGAGGAGAAUCGCAGAUCUGUAGGUUUUGCUGAUUUCUGAUACAGCGAAUCUUGUGGGAAACUUACUGCUGCCGUUUGGAUCCGCUUUGUUUAUCCCAGACUCCUCGUCCUGUUUACGACGAUUAAUUGUGUUUGGGCUUUGGAAUAAUCCGGGGGGAAACACUGCAGAACUAGCACUCUAUCGUUCUUUCUGGGUUCAACUGGUAGUUUGAAUUUGAUCUUUGCCCUAUUGGGUCAAGUGAGUUGCCUGUAUAUUCCUUUUGCUGAACUUGUUUGUUCGUAAACUGAUUUAGGUUUCCUUCGAGCUUGCACUAGCGUCAACUGGGCACACUGCCAAAAAUGGUUGCUGACACACUGCAGGAAAUGCAAGAUGAUGGAAUCAGUGAUUGUCGAAGUCCUGGUAGCAAUUAUCAUCACUCCAGCCAGUCCCGGAAGGUUUCUGUCGGAAUUCUCAUAGAUCAAUUGGCAAACAAAAGAUAUGGAGCUAGGGGGAAGGAUAAGGCUGUCCCAAAUGAAGAAAUGGAAACUCCACGAAAGGGAACUUCAGAAGGAGAGAAGGAUAAAGGGGAAGAUGUUGGUGGAAAUGAAGGGAAGAUAUCAGAAGCUCGGGAGCAGAUCACUUCCCCAUGGAUUACCACCAAGUCAGCCAACCAAACAGCACAAACAUCAGAGAAUGUUCUCAAUGGGAAGGAAACUUCCAAAUUAGCUUCAGCUGGUGGAUCAAAGAAGAAGCUUAGCAACAAGAAGGAUCCACCUGUAACUCAUUCCGUGAAGUAUUUUGCAAAUCAAAGUUCGGGGCAUUCUGAUGACGGAAAGGAGAAGUCGUUCAAUGGACUAACAUAUACGAGGAAGAGAAGCCAGAAUGAGAGUUCACAGAAGCAACAGGACUUCACAUUUCCAACUGCACAUGAGGUCCCUAUAACAGAUAAAGAAAAGGCAGGUAAUGUAGCAGUGCCUAAGACUGACAAUUUGAGGAUGAAACUGUGGGAGGUAUUAGGAGCCGUUUCUUCACCAAAAAGUCAGCCUCCCAAUCUGAAGGGUCAUGAUGUAGGUGCCAACAUUUCAAAGCCAACGGAUGGCAGCAACGAUGAUCUAAAUAUCAGGUACAAACAAAAUUCUGACCCCAUUGAAACUGAUUCUGACAGCCCUGCUCAUUCUAUGAAGAGACCAUUGACACGUGCUUCUACUCGGAAGAGAGUCUCAACCAAAAGGCAGCCUUUGAAACCUAAAAUAGACCCAUUUGCUGCUCUGACUCAGAAGGUACAAAGGAAGGAUGUCUUUACCUUUAAAGAGGGUCUGGCAGACAAAGUAGAUGUUGCUGCUAAUGGUAAUCCGUGCACAUCAACCAGGUCCAGGAGGAAGGGCCAGAAGAAGACAGCUAACAUCAUGCCACGUAAGAUAAGCUUCAUUAGUAACAGUAGUUCAGAUAAUUUCCCAGGAGUAAUUCAAACAAAUGAGGUGCCUGCAACUACUGCGAAGACAUCCUCGCAUAUGUUUAAGAUGGGAAUUUUGAAAAAUAAUAUGCAAGCUCAGAAAGGCGGAUGCCAAGGUAAAGCCUCCCAUCAAUCUCAGAGGGAAGAUUCCCAUCAUUCUGUUGGGGAACCAGGAUUGACUAUGAAUGAGGGGUUUACCCAUCCAACAGUACCAAAAGAUAGAGAUCAGUCGCAAGACUUUGGUCUAGAUUCUCCCUUGAGCAAAAUUGGAAGUCCACAGGACAGCAAGGGUAGUCCAACACUAAAAAUGAAUUCUCCUGUGUCAAGUCCAUACACUAGUUCACCAAAAGCUGAGCAGCCAGCGAAGGAAGUUCAGAGUCCUGCCAUAUCAGAGAGAAGCAGCAGCCCAGUGGGAAACAUCUUUCAUUUCAUAACUUCUGGAGCAUCAAAACCUGGUGGCUGUGCUGCGAAUUCUGAGCUAGAUGCAUCUGAGGACGACGGAGCAGGAAUGAAAGAUUCUCCAGAAGUGCAAUCAUCACCAGAAAAGGUGGGGAAAGAUGGAUCCAGAAGCUCUCGGUCAAUGUCUGAAGAUGAGAAAACUGAGAGCUCUGACGAUGUUUCACCAGUAGCAACAGGCCACACCGGAACCCCUAUUACAGAGACGGGAGCUAGUGGGAGAUCUGAGUUUAAUCUAGCUAAACGACUUCGCACUGAAGAAAGAGCGAGCAAACCGAGUUCCUCCUUAUCUUAUCGGAAAGGUUUCAACGACCACGAGUUGACCCAGGAACCUGGAGAAAGCUGCAGAGGGGAUGAUGGUGACAGGGUUAUCAUGCUCGUUGCAUUGGCCGUGGAAAACUAUGUCAAGAAAGUUAAGGCAGCAACUUCAUCCAAGUCCGCGGAGAUUAUGAUGGCCGUUUCCACAGAGAUAGAUCAACAGUUGCAGAAUAUCAAGCUGCAAACCCAAGAGGAUGUGGCGAAUUUGACGAGCAUCAGCACAUCGAAAAGAAAAAGAGUUGAGUCAGGCUUGCGAGAACAAGCAGAGCAACUGAAGAAGAUACACGAGAAAUUCGAGCAAGACAUUCAUCAAUGUCUCCAGAACUACAAUUUGGCAGUGGAAGGACUAGAAUCGUACCAGAACGAGUUGAAGGGGACAAUGAAAAAGCAAAAAGCCAUCCACCAAAAGAGUCUGAUGCAAGCCGAAGAAACAGUGGAAAAGCUGCUCGUGGACGCGCAGCGGAAGAUCGAAGCCGUGCGGAAGAUGGGAAGGGAAAAGGUGGUGCAACUGAGGUACGUGGUGGCCGAAUCUAUCAAGGAUGUCUUCCGUGGCUCAACAUGAUUAUGCUUCUGGAUCCAUUGCCUUUUCAAUCUAAGGCGCGUCUCCUGUUUUGUCUGGUUUCUUAGAAACUGAUGAUCUAGCUAAAAGUACUACCUGCUAUCCACGACUGGGAUGUUUAGGUAAAGCCAGUCUGGCCAGAUUCGGAUAUGCUGAUAAUAAUUAGAUUACUCAUCUGCGUUAGCGCUUACCUCAGGAGAGCAAUGUAGUCAAAUCGCGCGAAAUGUUUAUGAGGUAGAUAGCCAAAACAAUUCUACGUAGAAUUGCUCUUUUCUUAAUUAUUGUCAUCAACAAAAUCAUGCUUAAGAAUGUAUGUGUUACGCGUGGUUAGAUCAUCAAAAUACUUCUACGUUGAAUCACACUUUGUAUGCAUCCGCUUGGGUCUUGAUACGGUGAUGAGUAGGGGCAGUGGCGGAGCCAGGAAAUUGGCCAAGGGGGUGUCUUUAUCAUAUCAUAAAAAAUCACCUAUACAAUAGAAAAGUCAACUUUAAAUUAAACAAAAAGUCAACAACGCAAUACUCUAAAUUCACACAAUUACAUUAAAAUAGUUUCACGUACACCGGUUACAACGUCAAACAAAUAAGUUCAGUACAUACAAAUCAAGACUUCCAUUCAUCAAAUAUUACAAAUUAUAACUCAGAAGUACCUUGGAAUUGAUUUUGUGAAACAAACAAGUGAACUUCAAUUGGUACUUCUUCACUUUCAACUUUGUUUAAACAAAAGACAAGAAAUUUAUCUGUUGUAGAGCUAAAAAAAAAGAGCGAAUUUAAACAAAAGACAACAAUUUAUUACUAUAAAUAAAGACGAAAGUGCAUUACAUAACAAAACUCAUUCGAUCGAAAUGAUAAGAAAUUCUUCCUGCAACUGAAUGGUCAUUGGUUCGAAUUUGUAUAUACCCCUACUCGGAAAUUUUUUCUCCAAACCCAAGGGGGGUGCAAAGCACCCCCUCCUCUCCAAGUGGCUCCGCCACUGAGUAGGGGUGGUUAUUUGGUCCAGCAUUUUUUGUUUUACCCGGACCGGAUUUUAUACUCCGGACCGAGAUCGGACCGGAUCAAGAACUGACUGUAUCCAAUUCAAUUUUUGGUCCUUGUGUUUCCGAAAAAGACUGGACCGUAACUAAAUCGAUUUGUGUCAAUUUAACUGGAUCCGACCGUAUAGCCAUCCCGGUGAUAAUGAGAGGAAACCGAAGGCGUGGCAACAGGCAAGAGAGCCCGCAAAAGACGAACCUACUCGACCCGUCAAGUCAAGAGAAGGGUUGGUGGAGCCCAAGUGGCGAUAGGAUCCAGAAGGCCCAUCAAAAUCAAAAGAUCAAAUCAUAUAAUCCCGGCCGAGUUUCUUUCUUCUCAGGAGAGGAGAGAAUGGUGUGAAGAAAAAAAAAAAGCGUGUAGUUCACGUGCAGCCCCAUGGCCAUUCACGUGAUAAAUUGCCCGGUGUGUCUGCCUGUACCUUUCACUCUUAUUUUAUCUCUCCCACGCCUGCCCGACCCCACUUCCUCUUUUGUUGUUUUUGCUUGCUUGCUACUUUUCCACUUCUCUCCUAUGCGGUGUUCGUUUUCUCAUGGUGAAUAGUGAUGGCGAUGGGGCGAGGCAGGAGGGAAAUGGAUUGGAUUUCAAUACUCAUAUUCGUGUUUUUCGUAUUAGGCUUAGGGUAAGAUUGAGUAAUACUAAUGAGAAAAUGGGUUGGAUGUAGAAGUUAGGGAUGCCUAGCGGGUUGUAUUUCACGAGGUCUUUCGAUGGUUGUACUCCACGUUCUCUGUGUACAUUACAAGAGAUUAGUUUCCUUGUCUCUCAUGAUAGUAGUAUAAUUAGCGCGCACAUAGUAAUGCAUCAUAGAAAGAUAGCAAGCAUACAAAGAACUAGAUUAUCGAUGCUCCAAGAAAGACCAUCGAUGCUC
This is a messenger RNA of Linum trigynum, 5812 nucleotides long. NCBI's taxonomy places the organism in Eukaryota, Viridiplantae, Streptophyta, Magnoliopsida, Malpighiales, Linaceae. The record is from the annotation of a GenBank genome assembly.